GCCGGAAUCAACCAGGAGUUUUCUUGAAGUACUGUAAGUGCAUUUUGUUAGAGUAGAGAGGCACAGUCGGGAGACAGUAUAUUUCAUUGUUUGUUUGUGGUGGUAACUGAUGAAGCCGUAGCAAUAUCGUUUUAAGUCCCCGUACUGAUCAAACAAAAUUUUUUAGAGGACAACGUACAAAUUGAUCUCGGAUUUCUGAGCUGCGCUGAAAUAUUUAAUUCGAGACCCACUUCAUGUAAACCAUCUUGCUCAGGUUAAUUAUUAACAGAUACCUGUAGAUGUUCCGCGGUGACGGUAAAUUCCACCACGCUUUAGUCUCGCAGACAGCAUAGUCUUUGCCUUCGUUCCCGGUUUCAUCUGAGUCGAGAGGUUCUUCGGUUGCACAUUUCGCUGAACAGUAAACCUCUCGAUGUGCCAAUCAGAAAAAUUAUUUAUUCAUUAGUAUUUUUCAGUCUUAAGUUUGUUAUUAUGAAUAAGGAAAAUUAAUCAUUUCAUGGUGAGGUUUAGUUACCAUUCAAAUCGAGUUGUGGAGUUGAAUGUGGAUGGUACUUAUUACGCACGGUUCAAACAAGGGCACCCAACGACGGUUUCCUCCUAAACACAUUGAAAUGUCUUUCUACGCUAUAAAGAGUACUUUAGAUCUCUAGAAAUACAUUUUAAAGCGGCGCUAUAGAAUUUGUAUUUGUUCGGUCGCCCUAGGGCAACUUGAGUAUUUUAGAAAUUAAAAAAGCGCCAGUAUUAUCUUCUCGGAAAUUUUAGAUGCAAGUUAAAGUUUUACGAAUCCAAAAUAUAGCCUAACCUGGGGAGUCAAAUGCAAAAAAUCAAAUUUUAGAAAAUCGUAGGGAAUUUAUAGGUAAGCUUCGAAAAUUGUACAUGAAUGGAGCGGUCAUCUAGAAAUUUUUAGCCUUUCUCAAGCUAUAGAAAAUUCUAGCCAGUUUUUGCUUCCCCGAAUAGGUAUUUUACAGAAAACUGUCGUUGGGUGCCCCUUUUCAAACGUCUGUCUAUUUGUACCGAACUCAACAGAGUUACAGCUCGCCUCAAACGUCAAACGUCAAUUAGUCACACUAGACCAAAACAUAAUUAUCACACAGUUGUGCAUUGCCUUCUGCACAAGUGAAUUCGAAGCACAACGUCUGACUCAAGGUCAUGCCAACUUAUACAUUAAGCAUAAUUUUAAGCAUGUUAGUGCUUGCCGAGCCCUAUUUACCUGGCCCGAAAGUUUGAUUCCGAUGUUGUAAUUCGGCAUAACGAUAGCACAACGCUUGAACAGGGCCUCACCUACAUGGGUGCACAUCGUCAGUAACCAGUAGAAGAUGACUAUAAAAAAGUCUCCCGAACCAUGACCGAAAAUAAACUUUUAACAGUCUGGACUUUGGCAAAUCAUAUCAAAGAUUUUAAACAAUCAACAAAUAAUUUAGGGGAAAAAUUCAAGUCAGAGUUCAGUUUCGCCGACGGAAAAUCGUAAUCUAAUUAGGGCUAACCAACUUCAACAGAGCUUGACAUUCAGCAUAAUUGUACAACGACGUGUAGAAAGGCUUGUUUUCCAUUUUUUUCAGCGUGUUCAAUCGUCCAUGGCGACGGGGGUAGCAGGUUGCUCCGUACCAGCUGUAUCAACAGGACCCCUCACCACACCAGAGUAUAGAAACUGGCUUGCUCUAGGCCAUGCGUUGACAACAGUCCUCUGCAAGGGUCUUCGUCCAUUUGUUAAUAGAGAGACGGAAGCUUUCUAUAGGAAUGUGACAGCGACAGUUGCGGCAAUACCUGGAGCGAGACCCUGUACUUGCGUUUACGUCGCGAGAAGGAAGCCCAACCAGUACCACGACAUGACUACUUGUGUCUGGGCUAAUAUCCUUGAGGCUCACCACCAUUCACACAAGCCAAACUGGAAACAAAGUGAUCCCACCAAAUGGAUGGAUCCGAACUUGGGUCCCUGGGAGAUAGCCAAGCUCUUCCUCCCAGAUUUAGGCGGACAUGCAAUGAUAACCAGUGCGCACGAUAUGGAUGUGGCCGCUAUCUUGAACCUAAUGUUUUGGUGUGAUCAGUUUACCAUUCCUCAGCCCUUAGUUAAGGACGUCCGUGAAACUCGAAAUGAAAAAUGGGUGCACGUACCAAAACUUGAAUUAUCCAACGCUGACAAGGCAAACGCUUUUGUCAGCAUUGAAAAAUUGCUGCAAGAUCCUCAGUUAGCUGGAGAUCCGGACGCCCAGAAAGCUCUUAAGGAAAUUGUCAAUCUUAAAAGCGUUACAGACUUGCAUAGUAUGGAGCCUCAAGUUUUGGCUUACUUUAAGGAAGUCAUAAAUAACCUGGUGAGGGAAUCCAGCAAUAACAAGGCGACAUUGGAAAGGGCUGUGGAACUCCUGGAGCAAAGAAACGUAUUUCUCUCCUAUUCAUAUACAGUGUUGAAUUUUUUUCUCUCUCAAAUUGGAAAGCUUGGAAGGGGUGCAAAGGGUCACCGAAAAGAGGUUGUUUUGCUGAUGAUGAUG
Molecule: messenger RNA, 2483 nt
Organism: Porites evermanni
Lineage: Eukaryota; Metazoa; Cnidaria; Anthozoa; Scleractinia; Poritidae
Source: the annotation of a GenBank genome assembly